This is a messenger RNA of Blepharisma stoltei, 246 nucleotides long. The record is from the annotation of a GenBank genome assembly. Lineage: Eukaryota; Ciliophora; Heterotrichea; Heterotrichida; Blepharismidae.
AUGCUUAGUAGUCCUACAAUUGGUAACUUUGAUAAUUUUUUAAUUAAGAAUUUUGGUCAUUUGAACCUGAUUCCAAAAGCUCUUCUAUGCACUCCCUUGAUUCAACUAGCAUGGCUAGAGGGUGCUAGGACUACUCCCUUCUACUUGCUAUUUUUUGACUACUCUUUUGUGAAAAAUCUAAGAAUUCCCUUUAAACAGCUCCAUAAAAAUUCUAUCAAUGGCAUGAGCCUUAAAAGGAAGCUUUAA